GAGGAAAGAGAUUGAAUGAGAGCAGAGAUAGAUUGAUUGCAGAGGUGGAGCUCUGUGCGGGUUCACAGGGUGACAGAAGAGUGAGGAAGAGAAAGGGUGGAGUGAGAGAGAGAGUGUGGAGGGGGUGGACGACACACUGGUGAGCCCUGGCCGAUCUGCAGGAGCUGCCUGUGGUGGUUUUCUGGAAGAGUGCAUCUGUGUCACCUACUUUUUGCCCCCGGGAGAGGCCUGCUCCUCCGAUUGACGGCAGAAGCGGGGGCUGUGGAUACUGACCAUCGAUGCCAAAGAUGAGAGACAAUGACUUGUCCAAUGGGGGGCUGGAGAGCCAAGUGGAUGAAGAGGAGGAGGGGGAGGAGGAGAAGAAGACCAAGCCCUUGAACCCCUCCAGCCAAUCCCUCUUCUCCCCACAGCUUAAGGCCAUGAUGCGGAUACGGAACAAGUACCAAGCCCUGAAGAAGCGGCGCAUCAGCUCCAACAGCGCCGCGGCAGCGACCCCCAGGGCCAACAUUCCCGAGGUCUUUACCUUUGAGCAGCUGACGGAGCAGAAGAAGAGGAGGAGGAAGUCCCGCGUGCUUUUCCCCAGCGACAGCCGCAAGUUCCUGCCCAAAGAGAAGGAGAGGAGUCGUGCGAAGCCCUUCUUAAUCCUCUUCAGCAUCAUCGUCUUCCUCCAGGUUUACAAUGCCAUUGAGAACCUAGAUGACCAUGUGGUGAAGUAUGACCUGGAGGGCUUGGAGAAGACCUUGGGGAGGGAGGUGUUUGGCCAGAAGCGAGGUGUGGAGACUCUGAUGGAGCACCUGCGAGAUUACCUGUCCACUUACUCCCACAAGCGGCCACUGGCGCUGUCUGUCCACGGGCCCAGCGGCGUGGGCAAGAGCCACCUGGGCCGCCUGCUGACGCGCCACUUCCGCUCGGUGGUGGGCGACCAGCUGGUGGUGCAGUACUUCGCCCUACACAACUGCCCGCCGUCGGAGAGCCCCGGGCGGUGUGCGGUGGAGCUGACGGCCCGCGUGGCGCAGGUGGUGGCCCGCGCCGAGGCGGCCGAGCGCAUUCCCGUGGUGGUGCUGGACGAGGCGCACGCCAUGCGGCCACCCGUGCUGAACGCCCUGCUGGAGCUGCUGCGGCCCGACCAGAGCAACGAGUUCCUCAACGUCGUCUACAUGCUCCUCGGCAGCCUGGGCCACGAGGAGAUCAUCCGCCACGUCCUCCAGAACUCUUCCUCCUCCUCCUCCUCCUCCUCAUCCUCCAGCUUCUGGAAGAGCCAGGAGGACGUGAUCCGGAGCAGCCUGGCCGAGCAGCACCCGCUCUGGGCAGAGGUGGACGUGGUGGCCCUGACGCUGCUGGAGAGGAGCCACGUGGUGGAGUGCUUCCUGGAGGAGAUGACGCGCGAGGGCUUCUACCCUGACCUCGGGCACGUGGAUCAGCUGGCAGGGGAACUUUCCUACUACUCUGCCGGGGGACGACAGUACUCACAAAAUGGCUGCAAGCAGGUGGUUGCCAAGGUGAACCUUCUUUGAGUGCAGCCAUUUUAGCAUGGGAGUGAGUGUGUGUGUGUGUGUGUGUGUGUGUAAGUGUGUGUCUCUGCCUGUGUGUCCAGAUGUACCUCAAUGUUAAUGACAGUCUUUUUAAUUCAAAUGAAGAGCUCAUGGCACCAAUUAUAUAAUGGCUAUUGACAUUCUGUUUUUGACAGUUUUUUUUUUUUUUAAUUCACAAAUGUGUUAUUGUUAUUAAAC
Molecule: messenger RNA, 1730 nt
Organism: Alosa sapidissima (American shad)
Lineage: Eukaryota; Metazoa; Chordata; Actinopteri; Clupeiformes; Clupeidae
Gene: tor4ab
Product: torsin family 4, member Ab
Exons: 3
Coding region: 279-1514 (411 amino acids)
Cellular component (GO): nuclear envelope; endoplasmic reticulum lumen
Molecular function (GO): ATP binding; ATP hydrolysis activity
Source: RefSeq, a predicted model, not a curated record